CGCUAUCGGCGCCGCCUCGUCUUAAUAUGGAGCCGUAUAAGCCGGACCCCGAAUUCCAGCGGAUUUACCACCGGUUGCUGCGUCCGUUGUCGCUCUUCCCCCGCAGGACGACACGCACAGCGUCUCAGGAGCACCUCUCGCAGGAGGUUCCGAUGCUACUGCCUUUACCGGUUCCACGGCUGACGGCGGAGUUGGUCUGCCGCCAGGUAGCCGAGCGGCUGACCAAAAGCGGGCUGGAGGCGCGGGCGCCUCACAAGGUACGGCUCCGUUUCACCGAGGUCAUCCUGGACGAGCUAAAGUGCAGCUGGCAGGAGCCCCCCACCGAACUUGGCAUGAGUCACCUGAACAAUCAGAGGCUACGAAAGCGGCUCCUGAUCUACGUGCUGCUCAGCUGCGAGCAGCUCUUCGUACGCUACCUGCACCUCCAGAAGCUCAUGUCGACCUCCUCAGUUGUCUUCACUGAAUCAGCCACGCUUACCCGCUUGGCCGCCAGCCUCGCCAGGGACUGCACAGUUUUCCUCACCGGCCCCGACGUCUACCGGAGCCUGCUCUCUGACUUCCUUGCCCUGCUCAAAGAAGAGCAGGCCCGAGUCUCCGCGCCCAGACUGCGCGCCGUUGGCCUUGGGGCUUACAGGCUCUUCCAGGUCCCAUGGCAUCACAUCACUGGCGUCACCCAAGUGCCGCAUUUCAACCUCAGCCUGAACUACCUCAUCCAACUCAGCCGCCCGCGAGACCUUGUCAGUGAGCCUGAAAAGGAUCCAAUGAAGGAAUUGAAGUCCAUUCCCCAGCUGAAGAAGAAGAAGCCUCUGCGCUGGCUGUCCUCCAUGCAAAAGAGGAGAGAAAGCACCUUCACUUCACAGAUUGCAUCACUGCCUGGGACCUCUGUGGCUCCCCGCAGCCGGGCUCCCCCGACCUCGCACUUGCCCCUCUACUCCCAGCUCCAGAGGAGCCAGUCCAUGCCCUCUCUGCGUGAGGGUUGGAGGCUAGCAGAUGAGCUGGGCCUUCCUCCACUCAGUCCUCGCCCCUUAACCCCACUGGUCCUGGUGGCAGAGAGCAAACCAGAGCUGGCAAGGGACACGGUGGCUGAGGACCUGAAGCAGAUGAUGAAGCAUAUGCAGCUGGGGUGGUCUCAGUACUCACAGCUGGACUCAGGGCUGCCCCCACUCCUGGGGGCCCUGACCUACCGCCCAGCUGCUACCCAUCACCUAGAAGAGCUGCAGAGAAAGUUGAACAGCCUCGAGGAGCAAGAGGCCUUGGAACAUCGGGGCCUCCAUUCCCCUAAACCCCCUCUGCUUGAACCACAGCCAGUGACUGUUACUUUGAAGCUAAAAAAUCAAAUGGUCCAGAUAGCUGCUGUACAGGUCUCAGGAAGAAACUUUUUGGAUUCUUUCCACAUUGAGCCGGCCGGUGUGCUAUACAACCAUCUGGCUGGUGAACUGGAACCCAAACUUAUUGAGCAAAUGGAUAUGGAUCGCACUUUUGGCAGUAGCAUCAGGGAAGUCUACAAGGAGCUGAUGAGCCGUGUCUCUAACAACCACUUCACUUUUGACCAGGGGCCCCUGGUUGAGCCUGCAGCCAAUAAAGACUGGUCAGCCUUCCUGUCCUCAGCCUUCCUACGUCAAGAAAAACAGCAUCGUAUCAUCAACACCAAGCUGGCUGAGCUUUAUCCCCAGAAAGCAAGCACUUUACAGUCCAAUGCAGAUAAGAUAUCCUCCUUCACAUCACUCCAAGCAAGUAAAAGCUGGGACAGGUGGUCAAACAGGGCCAGAUGGCUGAACUGGUGGAAAAGCACUUUGUCUGUGGGUGACUACUUUAAGUACCUCACCACCCAGGAGACAGAUUUCCUCCAUGUCAUCUUCCAAAUGUAUGAAGAGGAGGGUCCUGUGGAGACCGUGGCCCCUAUCAAAGAGUCCAUAAAGAUCCAACACCCACCCUCCUUGCUAGAAGAUGACGAACCAGAUUUUGUGCCAGGAGAGUGGGAUUGGGACACGGUGCUGGAACACAGGCUAGAAACUAAGAGCAGCCUCCUGGAAGAUUCUCACAAAAUCCUGAGCCUGCAGAAGCGUUUGGAGCGGGUUUGGUCCAUGCUUGACGUUCCAGAGAAGGACCGGCUGGACAUGGCCAUCAAAUACAGCUCCAACGCCCGCCUGAGGCAGCUGCCGGCUCUGGUGAGUGCCUGGGAGCGGGCCUUGCAGCCCAUCCAGCUGCGGGAGAUACUGCUGGGGAGACUGGAAUGGUUUGAGCGGCAAGCCUCUGACCCUAACCGCUUCUUCCAAAAGACUGAUGCGGGCCUGAGUCGCUUCCUGGAGGAGAAUCAGAUCCGCGGCCGUCUCCAAAGGAAGCUUAGUAUGGUGGAGGCUCCUUUGGUUCCCCUCCUGGAGGAGAUCGAGUUAGUCUUUGGUGAGCCGGUAACCUUCAAGGGGCGGCGCUACCUGGACAAGAUGAAGCACGACAAAGUGGAGAUGCUCUACUGGCUGCAGCAGCAGCGGCGGGUCCGCCACCUAACCCGGGCCAAAAGGGCCUCCCAUCAGUCAAUCCUGUCCAGGAAGCUCAGCAGCCAGCCUUUAGUAGCCCCAGGGAAUACUCCCAUUACUCUUUGACCGGACCAAGCGCCCUCGGAUCUCUCUGUCACCCCCAUACACACAGCAGCUCAUCCAGACCUCUUGACUCCUUUGAAAGAAGAAAUAUCUGGGAGGGCAGGGUUCAGGAAACCUGCAUUCCAGCUACCAAGGGACUGACAUUAACACUGUAUUUUGACCAAGAAGUUCUCAUAAAAGAAGCCCCAAGCCCAGUAGUCCCAUUUCUGUCAAACCAUGCACAUUACAGCCAAAGUCUCAUGUAUCAAAAGAACUAAGACCAUCCCUUGAAGUUCAUUGUAAUAGGAAAUGUUAGACAGAUAGAAACCAUCCCCUGUGGAACACCUCAGCUCAGCGUUUCUAUCACGAGCCAUUAGAUUGACUGAUUAGAACACCAAGCCAAGAGGCUCAAUGGCAUGAUGACUAAGAUCUAAUGCUCUGGGUUAGUAGAUGUGGGUUUAAGCCCUGCCUGUGUAACCUUGGGCAAAGUACCUAACUGCUGUACAUCUGGACCUUCCUAUGUCAGAUAAAGGAGUUGGCUGUCCCUUCUUCCAGGUCUAGCACACUGUUGGCAGAGCUAAAAUUUUCCAUUAAAUUUAUUUACCAAUUCAUACAAGCACCUGGUACAAAGUACACAAGGGUGUGCACUGAAAAGUAUUUCUUGCCAUCCUUCCUUCAGUAACCCCGUUCUCCUUGUGGUGACAGCUGUUGCCAGUCGCCUGUGUAUCUUUCCAUUCCCUUAUUCAAAAGCAGAUAUUUAUUGAGCACCAGCUAGGUACUCAUGCUGGGUCUUGAUCACUGAACAAAACCAAGACCCUUACCCUUUGUAAAGUUUACAUUCUCCUGAGGGAACACAGACUGUAGACCAUAAACACAGUACGGAAGCACAUUGAAUAAUAGAAUGGAGGAUGAUGAUACGUACUCUGGAAAAAAGAAAAGGCAGAGGAGGGCAAGAGGAAACGAAGGGUGAAGGAUGUGAGUUUACUGGGGUAGUCCACUCAGGCCUCGCCGGGAAGGGGAGAUUUGAGCAGAGGCUUGAAGGAGGGGAAGAAGUGAGCCCUGUGGACAUCCGGGACAACAGUGUUCCUGCCAGCUAAGGCAGGCGGACGCUUGGGGUGUUCCAGAAAGGCAAAGUGGCCAAUGUGGGUGGAGCAGAGCGAGGAGGAGAAGGACAUGAGUCAGAGGGGUCAUGGCAAGGAAGGGGGGCAGGUUGAAUUAUGUGAAAAUUAUUUCAGAAAGAGCCGAUGUGUGUAUGAACGUGCGUGAAUGUACUGUUCAUACUUGCAUCUGCAGCUGCACCAGCGUAGCAUUGUCUCCUGUUUUGCCCCUUUCUAUUCUUCUCCUAAUUUGCCCGGAGCUCAUUCCA
This is a messenger RNA of Bubalus bubalis (water buffalo), 3942 nucleotides long. RefSeq names its product coiled-coil domain containing 87 (gene CCDC87). The transcript has a single exon. NCBI's taxonomy places the organism in Eukaryota, Metazoa, Chordata, Mammalia, Artiodactyla, Bovidae. Bases 27 to 2600 code for a protein of 857 amino acids. The record is from RefSeq and is a predicted model, not a curated record.